GUUUCAAAUUGAGUAAUCAUUUACCAGGAAAAACUAAAACCCUAAUUAUUGGGGAUUUUGGGAACCCUAUUCCUCACAAUUCAAGGUCAUGGUUACUAAAAAGCUUAGAGUAAUUUGUCGAUCUGGUGGUCAAUUUGAGACUGAAAAGGAUGGCUCAUUGUCGUAUAGAGGUGGGGAUGCUCAUGCAAUAUAUGUUGAUGAUCAAACGAAGUUGGAUGAAUUCAAGAUGGAAGUAGCAGAAAUGUUUAAUUGUAGCAUUAGUACUAUGUCUAUCAGAUACUUCCUCCCUGGAAAUAGAAAGACUCUCAUUACUGUCUCCAUUGACAAGGAUUUAGAGCGGAUGAUAAAAUUUCAUGUGGAUUCUAUAACUGCUGAUGUGUUUAUCAUGAUGGAAGAAACCUUUGCUCCUUCUGUUUCUAACAUGCCAACCAGUAGGUCAAGUAGAACAACUUUGUCUGAAGAAGUGCCUAUGAGAAAUACAAUUACAGGUGCCGAGCAGUGGGAGAAUACAAUUACAGGGGUGGGGCAAAGAUUCAGCAGUGUUCAGGAAUUUCGUGAAUCAUUGCGUAAAUAUGCCAUUGCACAUCAGUUUGCAUUUAAGUAUAAAAAGAAUGAUAGCCAUCGUGUGACUGUUAAAUGCAAAGUAGAAGGUUGCCCUUGGAGAAUUCAUGCAUCAAGGUUGUCCAUCACUCAGCUGAUAUGUAUCAAGAAGAUGAAUCCAACACAUUCUUGUGGAGGGUCUGCCUUGACAGGUGGGCAUCAAUCAAGUAGGACCUGGGUAGCCAGUAUAAUUAAGGAGAAAUUGAAAGAUUUUCCAGAUUACAAACCCAAGGACAUUGUAAAUGACAUUAAACAAGAAUAUGGACUACAACUGAACUACUUUCAGGCAUGGCGUGCCAAAGAAAUUGCCAUGGAGCAGCUUCAGGGUUCACAUAAGGAUGCAUAUAGUCAGUUACCAUCUUUAUGUGACAGAAUAAUGGAGACCAAUCCUGGCAGUCUUGCUUUGUUCACCACUAAGGAAGACUCAAGUUUCCAUCGCCUCUUUAUUUCAUUCCACGCGUCUUUGAGUGGUUUUGUACAAGGUUGCAGGCCUCUCCUUUUCCUUAAUAGCAUACCCUUGAAGUCAAAAUAUCAAGGAAUAUUGUUGACAGCGACCGCUGCAGACGGAGAUGAUGAUGUAUUUCCUGUUGCUUUUGCUGUUGUGGAUGUAGAAACCAAUGAUAACUGGCGUUGGUUUUUGUUACAACUCAAAUCAGCUGUGUCAACAUCUUGUCCUCUAACAUUUGUUGCAGACAGACAGAAGGGGUUGCAGGAGUCGGUCUCUGAAAUUUUCAAGGAUUCAAAUCUUGGUUAUUGUCUGCGCUACUUAUCAGAGGAACUUGUUAGAGAUUUGAAAGGGCAGUUUUUUAAGGAGGUUCAAUGUAUCAUGAUUGAACACCUUUAUAGUGCAGCUUCUGCACCUAAACCUGAAGAUUUUCAUACGAGUGUAGAGAGCAUCAAAAGCAUUUCACUGGAAGCUUACGAUUGGAUCAUGCGAAGUGAGCCCCAUAAUUGGGCAAAUUCAUUUUUCCAGGGUGCCAGAUAUAACUAUAUGACAUCAAACUUUGGUGAACUCUUUUACAGCUGGGCAUCAGAUGCAUAUGAAUUACCUAUAAAACAGAUGGUUGAUGUCAUGCGGGGAAAUAUUAUGGAGUUAAUAUAUACCCGGUGGGCUAAUUCUGAUCACUGGUUAACAAGGCUGACUCCAUCCAUGGAGGAAAAACUGGAAAAGGAGAGCUUGAAAGUCCAUUCCUUUCAAGUACUCCUGACUACCGGUAGCAUAUUUGAGGUUCAAGGUGAGUCCACUGAAGUGGUUGACAUUGAUCGUUGGGAUUGUAGCUGUAAAGGUUGGCAACUUACCGGUUUACCCUGCUGCCAUGCUAUUGCUGUUAUCAGUUGCAUUGGACAAAGCCCUUAUGAUUAUUGCUCCAGAUACUUUACAACUGAGAGCUACAGAUUGACCUAUGCGGAGUCUAUCCAACCUAUUCCUAAUGUGGGCAGCCCUAUUCAGAACGAUUCUUCACAAGCUCUAGUAACUCCACCAACACGUCGUCCACCAGGUCGACCAACUAAAAAGAAAGUAGGACCACAGGUGGUAAUGAAGCGCCAACUCCAGUGCAGUAGAUGCAAUGGUCUUGGGCAUAACAGGGCCACCUGCAAAGAGCUCUUGUAAAGUUUCGUGGACCACCGGUAAGGAUCAAGUGCACCACAUACGUUACAUCCUAUAACUCUUUUGGAAGUGGUCGAAAGACAUAUUGGGAGCUAUGGUGUUAUAUUAACAAUGAGCGCAAUGGCUGUUCUUCGAUGUCAAAUGUUCUGUAUUAGGUGUUCUUGUAUUCCAA
Molecule: messenger RNA, 2381 nt
Organism: Hibiscus syriacus
Lineage: Eukaryota; Viridiplantae; Streptophyta; Magnoliopsida; Malvales; Malvaceae
Exons: 4
Coding region: 89-2212 (707 amino acids)
Molecular function (GO): protein binding; zinc ion binding
Source: RefSeq, a predicted model, not a curated record